AUGGUCGAAGGUAGUUUCGCCAGCGCGGGAGUUACAGCUGACAGCACGAAAUUCGGGUAUGUGGUUGGAGCAUUACCGUCGAAAUAUGCAGUUGAAGUCAAAGACAUAAUUAUGACGCCGCCCUCGGACAAUAAGUAUGUCAAAAUUAAAGAUGAAUUAAUAAAACGUCUUAGUGCCUCCCAAGAGGAAAAAACACGUCAACUUCUGGAGCGCGUUGAGAUUGGUGACCGUAAACCGUCAAAAUUUUUACGCCACCUCCAAAACCUGGCUGACUCUUCCGUUCCGGAAACAUUAUUAAAGACACUUUGGAUGGGCCGCCUACCAAAAAACAACAUCGCGCAUGCAUCUGGUCCUUUGCUACCUCAAAUAGCAGAAACAUCGAGAAGUGACACUUUUGAAGCCAUGUUGAAUCUUAAAAUUUCUCAGCUUACCUUGAGUAUAAAUCAGGAAAUUGCGACGUUGAGAAGUGAAGUGGCAGCGAUCAAUACUCGUCACUCGCGUAAUCUGGACUCAAGACCAAGUACUUACCGCUUAAGAUCUCGAUCUCGGAGCCGUACUCUCCAUGGUGCAGAUGGAUUAUGCUGGUAUCAUUGGCGUAAUGGAUCACAAUCGCGAAAAUGCAAGGAACCUUGUACCUAUAAUUCAGGAAAACGUGACGGGUCAUCACUGAUGACGGCCAGUUAG
Molecule: messenger RNA, 684 nt
Organism: Sipha flava (yellow sugarcane aphid)
Lineage: Eukaryota; Metazoa; Arthropoda; Insecta; Hemiptera; Aphididae
Exons: 2
Coding region: 1-684 (227 amino acids)
Source: RefSeq, a predicted model, not a curated record